Molecule: messenger RNA, 1806 nt
Organism: Blepharisma stoltei
Lineage: Eukaryota; Ciliophora; Heterotrichea; Heterotrichida; Blepharismidae
Source: the annotation of a GenBank genome assembly
AUGUCAAAAUAUCUCGAUUUUCACCCAACACGCCAAAUGCUAAAUCUGCCUUUUUCAACGCAAAAACUGAAUAUUCAGAAAAUUAAAGGUGCUAUUGAAAAAUCAAAAACUCACUCCUCCCUCUUUUGCUUAUCGAGCAAGAAUUUUGCUUCCUCGCCGAGUUACAUUUCUUUUCUUUAAAAUUGAAUAUUAAAAUUUUAUAUAAAAAUAUGGCUUUUUUAUGAACUCUAAAGUGUGUAUAAAAUUAUGUAAUAUAAAGCAUGCUAUUAAAAUAUUUGCUUGCUAAUAAUUUUCUCAAAGGGGAUUUUUUCAGUUGUUUUACUCUUUUUUUAAGAAUGGGGAAGUCAGAGAUCUGAUUUAGCCGAUGCUUUCAGAAAAUUGAGCAUUUCUACUCAAGAAUCAAAAUCUGAAAAAUCAUUUUAUAAAUCAAGCUAUGAGAUUGAAGAUAUUCCAGAAUUAGUAGAAGCAUUAAAAAAUCCUGAUGACCAAAGUCACUUAUUUGCUGCCCAAGGUUUUAGGAAAAUUUUGAGUCUGGCUGAUCCUCACAUAAGUGAAGUUUUAAGAGCGGGUAUUUUGCCCUAUACAAUUGAAUGAAUUCAGCGAUAUGAUUUCCCAGAACUUCAAAUGGAAGGAGCAUGGAUAUUAACCAAUAUAAGCUAUGGAGAUCAUGAAUAUGUGGAAUUGGUAGUGAACUCUGGAGCUUUGCCUUUAUUGAUUAAUCUAAUGAAUUCUGAAAACGAAGAUGUAAGAGAUCAAGCCAUUUGAGCGUUAGGAAAUCUAUGUGGAGAUACUGAUGAAUAUAGACAAUUAGCUAUAAAUUUAGGUGGGCUAAAUGAAUUAAUAAGAGUUGUCAAAUACUCUCAAAGGAUAUCUACAAUUCGUGAAGGGUGCUGAGCGAUCAGCAAUAUAUGUAUAUACAAGUUUAUUAAUUUUCAAUUGGUAGAAGAAAUAAUACCGUUAGCGGCAAAUUUUUUGAAUGAGAGCCAGCACUCUGGCAUUAUAUCAGACUGUAUUUUGAUAUUAGCAAGACUAUGUGAAGGCUGUGAAGAAUCAAUAAGCUUGCUACUAAAAUGCGGAAAUAUUAUUCCAAAAAUAAUUUGAUAUCUUACAAGUAAUCUCACCAUGUUUGUAGUCCCCAGUUUAAGAGUCAUAAGAGCCAUACCUAAUUACAGUGAAUUUAAGCAUUCCUACUGGCUAUCGUUAUUUUAUUUCCGAAUAGCAAAUAGGAUAGCAGCUAAUCAAUAGGACUUUUUAUGGUAUAUUUCCACUGAUUCUUCUCCAUAUCUGAAAAACACAAUUAAAAUGCAAAUAAUUCCAAUACUCUCAGGCCUAUUAGACUCAGACUACCGAGGAAUAAGAAAAGAUUCUGCAUGGUGUUUGGCAAAGCUAUGCACCGCAGAGUAUUUAGAUACCCUUUUUGUAAAUAGUAUUUUCACAAAAAUCACCAAUCUUAUUAGCACAGAAAAUGAAAACUUAACCAAGAGGCAAUUUUUAUUAUUUUUGACAAGUGCUGUUUCAGCAUGCAACACCGCUCAGAUGACUCAACUAAUUCAAAUGAAUUUAAUUUCUACUCUUUGCGGAGCUCUUAGAAGUGAUGAUAAGAGUAUUUUAACCCUGGCUUUGGAAAGUUUAAUGUACACUUUGACUUUCAAUCGGCAGUCUACGGUAGAAGUGAAUCAGUCUCUUUUAGAACUAAUUGAUGAAUGUGGAGGGUGUCAGAAUUUAGAAGAUCUAAGGGCAAAUCCAAAUAUACGAAUUCAACAGAAGCUUUAUGAAAUUCUUAAUUUUUUAUGUGAAGCUGAAUAA